ACGUCAGAGUCCAGAACACGUUGAACUCGCCCCUAAAAAGUAUACCUCGAGAAUCUUAGAAGUGCCACGAAGCAACAGGUACCUUUCAUCUCUACACGGACAUUGCUAUACGGGACGAAACAUCGGAUUAUCCGAGAACGGUUACGGUCUGGCCACCGUUGCCCCGAAACCCGUGGAACACCCCAAGGUCAACGUAUAAUUAGCUAGAGUGGCCUCUUUCAUGCACCCGGAGGAGACGAGUCCCGGACAAGCAACAACAGCUCACCAUGAAGCCCGCAUCGCGGCUUUUCUACUUGUCGCUCUUUGCGCUCUGGAGUCCCGAAGCCCAGUGCAAGAGCGACGAUAAAUCAUGCGCUAUAUCACCAAAAGCCAUCGUCAGUGAUGCAUGCGCCUCCUAUUCCACCCUCGAACAGCUUAACCGCGACAUCAAGCCCGCGCUCGACGACUUAACACGGACAACCGAUUUCUUCUCACACUACCGCCUGAACUUGUUCAACAAGCAAUGUCCCUUUUGGAACGACGAGAACGGCAUGUGCGGCAACAUUGCCUGCGCCGUGGAGACCCUCGACAACGAAGAAGACAUUCCCGAAGUAUGGCGCGCCCGCGAGCUCGGCAAGCUCGAAGGACCCCAUGCUAAGCACCCGGGAAAGUCCGUCCAGCGACAAGAACCGAAGCGCCCGCUCCAGGGCGAGCUGGGAGAGAACGUAGGCGAGUCCUGCGUGGUGGAAUACGACGACGAGUGCGACGACCGCGACUACUGCGUGCCGGACGACGAGAGCGCAACCUCCAAGGGCGAUUACGUCUCUCUCCUGCGCAACCCCGAGCGCUUCACCGGAUACGCCGGCGAGGGCGCCAAGCAGGUCUGGGACGCCAUCUACCGCGAGAACUGCUUCCAGAAAUCCUCCUUCCCCCAGUCCGCCUCGCUGGGCGAGACCUACUCGGUCCCCAAGGGCCCCGCCGCCCAGGAUUUCCGCGCCGUCAUGCAAGCCGCCGGUCGGCAGCAGGUGCUCGAGCAUGAGCGCGAGCAGAACCCGCUGGUCCCCUUCGUCGCCAAGACCGGUCUCGAGUCCGAAGACGAGUGCCUCGAGAAGCGCGUCUUCUACAAGAUCGUCAGCGGCAUGCACGCGUCCAUCUCGACGCACCUCUGCUGGGACUUCCUCAACCAAACCACCGGCCAGUGGCAGCCCAACCUGUCCUGCUACAUCAACCGCCUGCACAAGUUCCCGGACCGCAUCAGCAACCUGUACUUCAACUACGCCCUGCUCACCCGCGCCGUCGCCAAGCUGGGGCCCUACCUCUCCUCUCAUGAGGAGUACACCUUUUGCACGGGCGACCCGGCCCAAGACGCCGACACGCGCGCCAAGGUCCUCGCCGUCACUUCCAAGGCCGCCAACAGCGUGCCUGGCCCUGUGUUCGACGAGUCGAUUAUGUUCAAGAACGGCGAGGGCCCUUCGCUUAAGGAAGACUUCCGCAACCGCUUCCGCAACAUCUCGAGGCUGAUGGACUGCGUCGGCUGCGACAAGUGUCGGUUGUGGGGCAAGUUGCAGACGGCUGGGUACGGGACUGCGCUCAAGGUUCUCUUUGAGUUCGCUAACAACGAUACUCCCGCGACAACCUCUACGACUGACGAGAUUCCGUUCAAGCUUAAGCGCACCGAGCUAGUGGCGCUGUUUAAUACUUAUGCUCGGUUAAGCAGCAGUUUGGAAGCCAUUCAGAAGUUUAGGGCGAUGGUUGAGGAGAGCGAGAAGGGACAACAAUCCCACGAGCAAGUCGAAGAAGCCGAGAAUUCGGGAGCCCAUCACAUCCCCGACCGAGCCAAAAAGCCACGACACGUUAUUGUUUCGACACCCGUUGCCGCUGAUGCCGCUGAGGAGGCCUCUGUCACAAAUACUGCCACAACCGCUGUAGACGAGGCCACGGCGGCGGGAGUUACUCCAGCUCCCAAGGUUGAGCAAGAGCAGCAGCAGCAGCAACAACAUAUCGAUGAUGAUGACUUCGACGAGUUCCAACAACAACCGCAACACCCCGACACCGAUCCCAACUUCGAAUACAAGAAGAGAACCAUUAAGGAUGAGCUCGAGAACGAGUUCACGGUGGUGCUUGCGGCGUUCAAGUUGGUGAUCAAGAGUUAUUUCAAGUUACCUGGGUUCCUCUACGAAAUCAUCACCACCGAACUUAAACGGUUCUGGCAAUUCUAUAUCGGCUUGCCCGUCAUGCCGCGGACUUGGGAGUUUAGGAGACCUAGUCUUGAUGAGCUUUGAUUGGGCUUUGAGCUUAGAAGAUGAGUUUUGGUAUCGAUA
Neurospora tetraspora is the source of this 2300-nucleotide messenger RNA. RefSeq names its product endoplasmic oxidoreductin-1. The record is from RefSeq and is a predicted model, not a curated record. The transcript has 3 exons. Bases 267 to 2261 code for a protein of 664 amino acids. Gene Ontology annotation, molecular function: thiol oxidase activity; FAD binding; protein-disulfide reductase activity. Gene Ontology annotation, cellular component: endoplasmic reticulum; endoplasmic reticulum membrane. Lineage: Eukaryota; Fungi; Ascomycota; Sordariomycetes; Sordariales; Sordariaceae. Gene Ontology annotation, biological process: protein folding in endoplasmic reticulum.